This is a messenger RNA of Drosophila navojoa, 2246 nucleotides long. RefSeq lists its product as uncharacterized. Gene Ontology annotation, biological process: regulation of translational initiation. The record is from RefSeq and is a predicted model, not a curated record. Lineage: Eukaryota; Metazoa; Arthropoda; Insecta; Diptera; Drosophilidae. Gene Ontology annotation, cellular component: cytosol. Gene Ontology annotation, molecular function: translation activator activity; RNA binding; protein binding.
AAAAAAAAAAAAAGAGAAAAGAAAACUAAGAAUUGUGAUAUGUACAACUUUACUCAAAUAUUGAAAAAACAUUUAUAGAAAAGUUUAUUUCAAGUAUUGCGAUCGUUUAAGAGACGGACACGCGAAUAAUCCAAGAUAAUAUCAAAACUUGAACAAGAAACGUAAAAUAGAAACCAAAGAUUAGGGUUUUCAAUUAGUUUAACAUUUAAGAGAAAGCAAAAGCGGAAGCAGAAGCAGAACCAGCAAUGGCCGAAAAAGUGGAAAUCUCACCAGCCACAUUUAAUAAUAAUCAGCAACAGCAACAAAAUGAUGCUCGAAAGGUGCGCAAGUCGCCCGAUUUUCAGCCCGUAUUACCAGGUGUCAUAUCCAGAGAGCGCAGUUUUGUGCGCACCUCUAAUCAACAGAAUAUAAACAAACGGCGCAGCUUGGCGUUCAAUGUGCCUGGAAAUCAGCCUGGACAGAUGCGUGGCAAGCCAGCGAUGGACAUAUACAGACCUCCAAAUGUACGCGGCGAUUUAGCCAGCGAUGGUGGUGCCAAUGGUGCUGGUGGUGGUGUUGGUGGUGGCGGUGGUAGUGGUGCUGGUGUCUCGAACAAACUGAACGUAAAUGCCCAGGAGUUCACAAUGACGACCAACUCACGUGCGACGCCACCGGCUGAGGCACUUAACAAUAAUCGUUCGUCCCUCAUCUUUCCCAUGGCUGGCGGACCGAGUCUCCUGCAGCAGCAGCAGCAGCAACAACAAUAUGCAACAGCUGCCAACAAUGCGAUCCUAAAUAGGCGCCAAGCGGGUCUCUCACUGGGCAACAUGCCGGCCAUGAACAGCCUCAAGGGUGGCCACCAUCGUUCCAUCUUGGUCACGCAUCCGAUCAGUCCCAUGGGCGGACAGAUUCCGCUCAUGAAUUCGCCAUCCAGUGGCAACAUACUGCAUUCGGCAAACCGAGUAAAAUUUGCUCCGGAGCCCAGAGCUCAGAAGUCGGGACAGCAAACUCAGUACUACAACAAUGUACAUCAAGCGUAUCAAAUAAAUGGCAUGGAUCCCUAUCUAAAUGGCACUGCGCUGCAGCGCUCCAAGUCGCUGUCGUCGGCUGAUGCACUGACUCGUGGCAUGGCGGGCUUGGGCUUGGGCCUGGGCAACGAGGUGGCCGACAUUGGACAAUUUACGCCUGAAAUACAGCAGCUUAUCGAAACGGCUCUGGAGGAUCCAAACAAAUUGAAUUCACGCUGCCUUAUGGAGCUCACUUCGCAGUUUAUAAAACGCGCCGUUGAGAGUCGACGAUUCGCUUUGCCGAUCUCACGGCUCUGCUUGAAUAUUAUUGCCAAGGAGCAGAAGGAGACUUUUCUGGAGGCGUUGCUCAACACGUGCCGUCAGUGGUAUCAGGAGCGCGAAAAGCUACUGUUUGCCAUCCAAGGCAUGAAGUCGCCGUCGCGGGUUCGUUUUACGGCUUUCAUGGCAUUUCUUACGGAAAUGUUUUGCCAGCUGAAACGCCGCCAGCUCCAGUUGCGCACCCACAGCGAAGGUACGCCACCACCCUUAGUGCUGCUCAGUUUGCUCUCCAAAUGCUGUGAGGAUUGUGUGCGACCUCCUGUGCGUUCGCUGUCCGAGAUUGAGUCCUUAUUCUAUGUGCUGACCUGCAUUGGCCAGGAUAUGGAGCAGCAGCUGCCGCAGCAGUUGGAGCAACUGAUGUCCGUGGUGCGCGAUGCGUUCCUCAAUGCCGGCGAUGCUGCGGCUGCCAUACGGCGCACCCUGUUGCAGUUGAUCGAGCUGAAGGCUUCGCAUUGGCAGCUGCCCGGAAACUCGGUGCUCUAUUAUACCCACACCAAUACUUAGUUGGACAAAAGAUUGGGAAUCGGGCGCAAUUUGCAAUUGCAAUAUGUAAACAGACAUUAUUAUUGUGGUCGAAUUGCAUUUAGGCCCAGUCCUCGUGCAACACGCAACUAUUUAUCGUACUACAGCAGUACAGCAUAGUCCAUAAGCAAUAUUUAUUUGUGAAACCGUAGCUAGAUGACUAACCCAGGCAUUAUAAUUAUAUAGUAUACGCAUAUUUAUGCAGCUCUCAACUCUUAGGCCGGCAACCGGAAACGGUAAUAGUUGACCAAGCUCAUUUAACCUUAAACCAUCCAGCCCCUCCCCUUCCCAUGUCAACCAACCUCUAGUAGAAUACUUCAUUCUGCUUAUAUAAGGCUCAAUUUAUACUAUGUGAAAUCCAUAUUAUUUAUGUGUAAUAAACACUACGCUAGUCAAAAA